UGAUAUAAUGCAAACAUGUCCUUGAGUUUUUUCUUUUACUAUCAGGUACACUUGAUCAGUCAAAGUAAUUUAAGUGAAAUUCAAUAGUCAAGAUUCAAUAUUACAUAUUCUUUCAUUAUAAAUCGAUACUAUUUGAUCAAUGUUCAAAAGUCAAACGAUUUAUAAUAGUAAUCUGGAUUUAUGACAUAAAGACCAAAGACUUUUAAAUCUAAUAAGUGGUAGCCCCAUCAUUGGGACGGCCACCUUCAGCUCAGACAUUGAAAGGCUUGAAGGCUCAGAGUAGAGGUGUACAUGCCAAUAGUACUCCAGUUUACAAGACACAGUCAGAAACCUCUAUCUUACCAAAGCCACCAAAUGUACUGGAGCGAGGACUUAAUAGGGCAAGAAGGCUAUCCACCAGUGCAGGGAUGAAGCCAGUUAAAACCCUAGAUGAUGUCUCUGAAUUACUGACGAGUGAGGUGGUAAAAAAUGUGGUUGUUGUGGCAGGGGCUGGAAUUAGUACCCCUAGUGGCAUUCCUGAUUUUAGGACACCAGGGACAGGAUUGUAUGACAACCUCCAGCAGUAUCGUAUUCCAUACCCAGAGGCUAUAUUUGACAUAGAUUAUUUCCACCAUAACCCGAAACCAUUCUUCACCCUCGCAAAAGAACUAUACCCAUCAGGGAAGUACAGGCCAAACUACAUACACUACUUCCUGAGGAUGCUGUAUGACAAGGGCAAAUUACUCCGCAUGUACACACAGAAUAUUGAUGGUUUAGAGAGAUUGGCAGGAUUACCACCAGAGAAGUUAGUAGAGGCUCAUGGGACAUUUUCCUGGGCUACAUGUACAAUAUGUGGUAGUAGGAAAGAAGGUUCAGAAGUCAAGGAAAGCAUUUUCAAAGACAGAUUACCAAAAUGUGGCAAAAGAGGCUGUCCUGGUAUUGUAAAACCUGAUAUUGUAUUUUUUGGAGAAGACUUACCACAGAGAUUUUAUUUGUACCUCAGAGACAUGAUACAAACAGAUCUAGUCAUUGUUAUGGGAACCUCAUUAGAGGUGCAGCCAUUUGCAGGUAUUAUAGAUACUGUGAAGUAUGGUGUACCACGUGUGUUAUUUAACUGGAAUGCUGUUGGUCCAUUCAAAAAUGGAAAACGGUCUCAGGAUGUUGUAGCAUCAGGUGAUUUAAUUGGUAGUGUACAGAAGUUUGCUGGGAUUACAGGAUGGAAGUCUGAAAUUGAACAACUAAUUAUACAGAAUGAAGGGUCACUUCUUAUUUGUUCUCCUGAAUAUGCUAAGAGAGCAGCUAACAGACCAAAACAAAAAGCUACAACAGAACCUAUUACAAAUGCUUUUUGGCAGAGGCGUAUGGAGAGUUCAUCUGACGAAUCUUCUGAUUCAGAGACAGAUUCAUCAUCUGAAAGUAGUUCUGAUGAUGAUAAACGAUAUAAGAGUGAAUCAUUCAGAAGACGAGGAGUCAGAAGUACUGGAUCAAUGAAAAACAACAUGGGAACUGCAACAAUUAAAAAUGGACCUAAUCGUCUUCUAAAUGAUAUUAAGAAAAAUGGCACAAAUAAUAAUGGACAAAAAAGGGAUUUAUCAACAAGGGUUCCUAAUACAAGAUCACCAGCUCCAGCUAGGUUAGACAAGUAUCUGUCAGGAAGAAAUAGUGCAAUGGCAACACGUCCUCCAAAUGGUAAAUUUGGCAAUGGAAAAAUUUCACAAGCCAAACCAUUGUCUACUGGUGAAAAAAUGAAAGUAUCACCAGAAAAGUUGGCACCAUUAUCUAACAAGACAACCAAAAAUACGGAUAAGAAUGUUCCAGUAGGUAGACCUAAAUUAUUGGAGAAAAUAUCUUCACUUGAUAGGGAGAAAGUAUCUCCAAGUAAGAAUAUUAAUGAUACCUCUGACUCUGUUGUAAAAGAAAAAUCUAUAGAAACAGCGAUCAAUUUAACUGACAACGUAGUACCUUCUUUAGAUCGAACUGUAUCUGAACAGGAAAGCAAAACUACUGAUGUGAUAAAUGAUUCAACCGCUAAUGAAAUAACUCUUUAUGGUGACAGUGAUGUUAAAAGUACUCAAGCACAAAAUGAUGUUGAUAGUGUCAAAGAUGGUAUUAAACAAUUAACAUUAUCAGAUUACAGUAAUAUAAAUUUGAAUAGUUCAGUAGUUCAAAAUGCUGUCAAAGAUGUUGUAAACUCAUGUUCUGAAAAUAAAAAGCCAUUGCCAUCUGAUAUACUCUUAACCACAAGAAGUGAACCAGCAGGUUUUACAAGUACAAAAAAAUUAGACUCCAUUGUCUCUGAUGACAGUAAAAACAAAGCUGAUAAAAUAAAAACAAUAAAAUCUGAGAGUGCUCUUGGUACAGGGUUCCGAAAAUUGAUUUCAACCACAAGUGCUAAGGAGGACAGUAAGAGAGGAAAUGAUAAAAAAACAGAGAGGUUCAAAAGAUCGAAAUCAGAAAAGAAUAUGCGGAAAAAAGACAAGAAUGAAAAGAAACGUUCAGCAUCUGCAAAAGCCAAAGUCAAUCUAAAAUUGAUACAUAAUAGAUAUGCAAAAAAUUCCAAAUCUGAAUCACCCCAGGAAACCAUUGGUGAGGAUGACAGGGAAGUACCUCCCAAUUCAACAAGGUCUCUUUUAAAUGACCAGUCAUACAUUAGUUUAAUAGGAACACUCGAACGUGAAAAGCCACUUGAUUUAAAUCAGAAUGCCAAUGCUGUUUGUGACAUUCUAAAAGCUAAUGAAACAGAUUCACCUCAGAAUCGAGACUGUUUGUAUACAGAGAGUGCUCAAGUUGACACUGUUGUUCAACAAGUAGAGAACUUAACAUUGAAAAAAACACUGCCAGAUGAAAGUCAGAUGUGUUCAGAUUCUGAAAAAACAGUUGAAAUUCGUAGGAAAAGAUUAUUUAAAAAACCACCUAAGCAUAAAAAGAAAUUUGAUGAUACGACUAAAGACUUGAUAAAUACAUUAAAUCCUGUACCUUAUGGCUAUGCUUCCCCUCGUUAUAAGAGAUUAACCAAUAGGUCAAUGGUGCCUCAAAAUGUAUGUAGUGGAUAUGAACUUCCAUCAGAAUAUGUCAGCCCAGAACUUUUACAAAAAAUUGGUUCUGGAAAACAUGUCAAGUUAGCAUAUAGACAUAGUUUAAAAUCUUCAUCACCUGUAGGGUCAAGAGUCAUUGUUCGAGAAGAUUCAAGUAAUAGUGAAAUUGUUGAAAAAGCUGUUGAUAUAUGUCAGUAACAAGGUAGUGUCAUGUCAAAUUUGUUUGAUAUUUAUUAUGGAGGAAAUCUAUAUAUUUGAUGUCUAUUUUUGUAACAGGGAAUUAAGUGCUCAGUUUAAUUAUUAACUGAAACAUAAUGUUACAAAUGUAUCUGUGCAAUCAGAAUUGAGUAACGGUAGUGUAUAAUAACUUUUAUUAUGUCUUGUAAAUAAAACUUUGUUAUAAGGUUACAUUAUCAGCUAAAUGUCUGAAAAGUUAUCUCCCUUUCUGUAAUGUGAUACAAAGAAAUGACCAGUAACUGCUUUCACUUUUUGAAACUUUAUCAAAAUCACUCCCUUUCAAUAUUUCAGUAGGCAUUAAAAUGUUGAUAACUGUGUGAAAUGAUGAAAAAACUGUUUACGGUAAUGAUUUAAUAGAUAUUGUUCAUUGUCAAAGAAGACAGAUCAUGUAAGAAUUAUAUGGAGAAGGUACAAUUUGGGGCCAAAGAUAUUUCAAAAUGUCUGCAAUUUAUAUAUUCAUUAUUUGAAUAUUUGUUCUUCAAUAAUCAUAACUAUUUUUCUUCAAAAAUAUUUGAAUGUCACAGGUUAAGUAGCCAUGAAAUGACAGUUAAUACAGUUAUCAAAACAACACAGUUCAUUUUACUUCCACAUACAUGUGCUUGGAAAUAGUAUACAGCACAGCCCCUGCCCAAUAAUGUAUUGUGUGAUAACAUACUUGAUGACAACAAAAUUUUGGGGCUCUUAUUUUGCACAUUUUAGUUUUUUCAGAAUGUUCCAGAAAUUAGUAAAAUUCUGUCACCAUGCCAUAGUUUAUAUAUAUUAUCAUUUUUUUUAGAGCAUUUACUCAGAAAAUUAGAAAAUUUAUCAUAAAUAAUAUCAUAUACAAUUUCUCAUUGAUAUUAAUGAAUAUUAUGGACAAAAUAUCCCCAAAAUGUACCUUUUUCAAUUUGAAUGAUAACCAUAUUUCUUGUAUAAUUAAGAAUAAAUGCACAUGUAGUAAAACUCAUCGCUGAAAAUUCCCGGUACUAAUCAAUAAGAUUUUUUAGAGAUCAAACCUUUACCUUUAUUUUAUAUAAAUUACCUCAUUUUAGAUGUAUAUUAUAUUAAUUUAUUAUUUAUUUGGUGCUGGAUCAUUUUGUUGAACAUUUUACAUAUAGUUUUCUUCCUAAGAUCAACCAAUCAGAAAAUGAAGUACAGGAAAUGCAUAAAGUUGUGACAGAUAUUAAUGCAUGAUUAAAAGUGACUUAUGUCUGACUCAACAUUCGGUCUGAAAUUUGCAAAGCUUGUCAUGUUCAAUGAUAAUGAUAUUUUACCCAAAUUCUUUAUCAAGUUGAAAAAAAAGAAAACUUAAAAAAAAAAAAUUUUUUCUUAACCAAUUUGGAAACCUUUUUCAGUAAAGUAAACAACACCCAACUAAUUAUAACUUAGAGAAGCAAUUUAUGUAUCUGACUCUGGUAGUAACAGAGACUGAGAUUCUGACUCUGGUAGGAACAGAGACUGAGAUUCUAUAUUCUCCAGAGAGGAUUGUUCUUUUAAAAAUGUACCUAUUUUACUUUGAAGUUAUUUUCAAAUUAAUAUAAUUGUCACAAAGUAUUCUUCACUAAAGUGCACUUGCCUAAAUAUGAGGUGAUUACCAUUUGCAACAACUUGUGUGGUUGACAAUAAGACCAGUUUAAAUUUGAUUUAUAAUGGAAUUUGUUGAAACUGAACAAAAAGGUUAAGUGAAAUUUUGUAUAUUGAAUUUGCUAAUGACAAAAAAGUGCAGGAGGUCCAGUUGAUAUUUUUUCUUUGACUGAUAUGUACGUGAAUAGAAUUUUUUUAAUUCUAAUUGAUUAUUAAAGUUGUUAACUUUACAGAUUUAGAAAUUUAAUACCGUUAUUAACCAAAAAACAACUAACGUAAAAGUUAUUUUACUUUGCUUGAAUUUCUUUCUUUCAUUUCUAGAAAAGUAAACAUAAUUUGAUUCAAAUUGAUAUACAAAUGUACAGCAUUACAUGUAACUAAGUAUUAGAGCAGAAAAAUAUUAAAUCAUGAUUUUGGUCAUGUAACUGUUCCAGAGCACUUUUUUCAGUAUGCUCAUGUUAAAUGUUUAUACAAGGACAAACAUUAAUUAGUGUGUAACUAUUAGAGACAAACUUUUUACAUUAAUCAUACCUUACUUUCAUAUUGGACCUAUCAGACAUACUGGUACUAAAAAUGAGUAAUGGAACAUUUUGUCCGAGGACACAGUUAUCUGCCUUUGAUUGUCUACAAAUAUAGUUCUUACUAUGGACAGUGUAUAUCUUGCAAAUUUUGUUCAUACACUUUUCCAAAUUUAUUUCUUUAUAUUUUAUGCAUGAAAUAUUCAGUAGGGGAUGAAAUUACAUGUUAAAAAAAAAAUUUGGAUGAUGAAUUUUUAAAUAUUUUAAAAUAAAGUAGUGAUUUGGUCCAGUUGAAAUAGGUUAAAAAUUGGUAUGUCUGAAUUAUAGACCCCUUAACAUAGAAUUGUCAAUAUUUUGAGUUAGAGCUGAUAGACUACUCUAUAAUUUUUAUAUAGUUUGUCCCAAAGGUAGUACACUACAUUGUAAAAAUCUUUAUGAGAUAGAGCAAUUGCGAUUUUUUUAAUUUGAAUUUUUUUUCUUAAAGAAAUACACUAUGAAAUAACUGUGUUCUCGGGUCAUUUAAGUUAUUUUUCUGGUAAAAGGGAGAUAAUCCAAUUUAAAUCAUGUUCCAUCGUCUUUACAAAUGCUUUAUAUUCAUGUCUUAUAAGUAUGAUACACAAGAAAAGUAUUCAUAAUGUUAAAAAUAAGAAAUUCUCUAAUAAUUAUAUGCUUUUAAUACCUAGGUCCUUUAUUUAUUUUGCUAUUCAAUAUCAACACAGAUGUGCCAUUUUAAAACAGCUUUAUUUGUUCUAUUGUAAUUGUUGUACUAUGUACAGCAUAUAAUAAGAUAUUAAUUAUGAUUGUGAUAAGAGUCAAGUAACUUGCCUAUUUAUUAAUUGUAAUCAAGAGAUAUUUGUUAUAUGUAUUAAUGGUAUUAAUUAUUACUGGUAGUCUAAACUCGGAAUAUUGUUAUUAAUUUAUAUUAAAACACUUUUCACUCA
Mytilus californianus (California mussel) is the source of this 6273-nucleotide messenger RNA. Its product is annotated as extracellular matrix-binding protein EbhA-like. Bases 408 to 3212 code for a protein of 934 amino acids. NCBI's taxonomy places the organism in Eukaryota, Metazoa, Mollusca, Bivalvia, Mytilida, Mytilidae. The record is from RefSeq and is a predicted model, not a curated record. The transcript has 10 exons. Gene Ontology annotation, molecular function: NAD+ binding.